AUGGCCUUCGAACUAAGGUUUGGAGGUGACCUGCGCCUUCGAAACCUGGAUUUCGGAGGCUUGGGCCGCUUCCGAAACCUAGGUUUGGGAAACGGCCCGCUCCUCCGAACUCCAAGUUUCGGAAGCGCUGGCCACCUCCGAACUCUGGAGUUCGAAGGGAGUUCUUUGAAGGUGCCUUGCGUCCAAGAGCUGGCCAAGGAGCCGCUCACCACCCUGCCGCUGCGCUAUAUCCGCUCGGAUCAAGACCCUCCGGCUGUGUCCGGCGUCUGUUCUUCCGCUCAAGUUCCGGUUAUCGAUUUACAGAGAUUAGUACUUGGUGAAGAUAACCCCGUCUCUGAGCUGGAAAAGCGCAAAGUGACGAUGGUUUUUGGGACCGACCAUCACGUGUCACCUCUGCAACUAGAUCUCGGGAAUAGAACCUCGGACUUAGUGAUGUCGGACCUCGAUGAUAGAAUUUGCAAGACAACAAAGUGCUCUUCAUUGGUGGAGAAAGUGAAGGUAGAGAAUAUUGAAGAAUUCUUCAACCUGCCGAUGGAAGAGAAGAAGAGGUUUUGGCAGGAACCUGGGGACGUACAGGGAUUUGGCAAAGCAUUCGUUGUAUCUGAAGAGCAGAAGCUCGAUUGGGCCGACCUUUUCUACAUGGUUACGCUCCCAACUCAUCUCAGAAAGCCUCAUCUCCUUCCAAAGCUUCCUCGUCUAUUCCGAGAAACCAUGGAAGCGUACUCGGCAGAAAUUAAAACCCUAGCGAUGAAGAUACUUGGCUUCAUGGCGAAACCUCUGAAGAUGAAAGACGGGGAAAUGGAUGAUUUAUUCGGGGAAGGAAUGCAGUCGAUGAGGAUGACCUACUAUCCACCGUGCCUCAGCCGGACCUAUACCCAGGGCCGGCACUGCCUAUCGCCUCACUCCGACGCCAUCGGCCUGACCAUCCUUCUCCAAGUCAAUGAAAUGGAUGGCCUGCAGAUCAAGAAAGAUGGACUCUGGAUUCCGAUCAAACCUGUGGCGGGCGCUUUCAUCGUCAACAUCGGAGACAUGUUGGAGAUCGUGACGAACGGGAUCUAUCGGAGCGUUGAGCAUCGAGCGAUUGUGAACUCGGAGAAAAAGAGGCUGUCAAUAGCGACAUUCCACAACACAGAGUUUGAUGGAGAUUUGUCACCGGCGCGUAGCCUGGUGACACCUGAAACAUCGGCAGUGUUCAAAACAAUGACAACGGCAAAUUUCUUUAAGGGACUUUUGACUCGUGAGCUUCGCGACAAGUCCUACCUAAAUGUCGUCAGGAUUUUAACCCGUCAUUAA
This is a messenger RNA of Diospyros lotus (date-plum), 1293 nucleotides long. RefSeq names its product protein SRG1-like. The transcript is spliced from 7 exons. The record is from RefSeq and is a predicted model, not a curated record. Lineage: Eukaryota; Viridiplantae; Streptophyta; Magnoliopsida; Ericales; Ebenaceae. Bases 1 to 1293 code for a protein of 430 amino acids.